AUGGCACUGACAUACAGAACCUUGAUGCAGUUAGCUGGAAUUUUAUUAUGUUUGUUGGGAUGGGUGUUAUCCUGCCUCACUACCUACCUGCCUCAGUGGAAAAAUCUCAAUUUAGAACUGAAUGAACUGGAGAUCUGGACAAUGGGACUGUGGCAAGCCUGUGUGGUUCAAGAAGAAGGGGGAAUGCAAUGCAAGGAAUUUGAUUCUUUCUUGGCUUUACCCCCUGAGCUCAAAAUUUCUAGGAUUUUGAUGUUUGCAUCCAAUGGAUUAGGACUUUCAGGUGUCUUGCUCUCAGGUUUUGGAUUGGACUGCUUGAAGGUUGGUGAGCAACAACAGGAUCUAAAGAAGAGGUUACUGUUCUUGGGAGGAGUAUUCUUCUGGAUAUCAGGAAUUACAGCUAUAAUCCCAGUCUCUUGGGUUGCUCACAGCACAGUGCAGGAAUUCUGGGAUGAGACUAUUCCAGACAUCGUUCCCAGGUGGGAUUUUGGGGAAGCAUUGUUUAUAGGCUGGUUUGCUGGAUUUUGUCUCAUUUUAGGAGGUUCACUGUUAAAUUGCACUGCCUGUUCUACUGAUGUUCAAUCAUCAUCUGUCCAUUAUACAGUGGCAAAAGUACAAGAUACCUGUCAACACAUGGAAAGUGGCAACAGACCCCCCCGAGUCUAA
Molecule: messenger RNA, 663 nt
Organism: Pogona vitticeps (central bearded dragon)
Lineage: Eukaryota; Metazoa; Chordata; Lepidosauria; Squamata; Agamidae
Source: RefSeq, a predicted model, not a curated record